AUGUAUAAUCAGGGCAAUAUCAUGCGCAAGCUGCUGGGCAAGACAAACAACCCCGACUCUUCUUCGGCCAACAACUCGCACGACAAUACACCGUCGUCCUCGGUUGCCAAUGGCGGCACUUCCCACGGUUCCAACAUCACCAGCAACCCCAGCGGCGGCCUGGGCUCCAUCAACUAUCGCCAACGUCCCACUGCUGCCCAAAAUGCUUCGUACCAGGCUGGUCAACCGCUCGAGUGUAUAGACAGAUCCCCCGAUGGCCGAUCAGCUGUUCUUGCUGGCCGCCAUGCUCUACGGACAGUCACCUUUGACGGCCUCAACAUUCGCGAGGGGGUCGAUCUCCGCUCGCUUCUCCAAGGAGGAAGCCCGGAUCAGUUGGCGAUCAGGGAUGUCAAAUGGGGUCCUUCUGGCGGCAACCCGACCAUCUUCACGGCAUGCGGCAGCGGCAAGAUCUUCCAGUAUGACCUGGUGCGUGCCAGCGAGGCCUGGGCUACUGGAUCACCACUCGAGUCUCUCCAGAUCCGCGAAGACUCUCGACAGGUCAACACUCUCGACGUCAACCCGCACCGGGCCAGCUACCUGUUGUCUGGCAGUCAGGACGGCAUCGUCCGAUGCUUCGAUAUCCGCAACCCGAUCCCCUCGCGAACCGGCGCCACUUUCCGUCCAGUCCACGCCUACAAGUGCAACGCAGACGGCGUGCGUCAGGUCCGCUGGUCUCCCAAGGAUGGCUUUGUCUUUGCCUGCUCAACCGACCAGGGCACUGUCCUCCAAUGGGACAUGCGUAAGUAUCAUGCGCCCGUGCUGAGGAUCAACGCCCACGAGAAGUCGUGUACUUCGAUUGCCUGGCAUCCCGACGGCGAACAUCUCGUCAGUGCUGGAUGGGACAGCAAGUGUCAUGUCUGGCAUCUGGGCAAGGUUCCCGACAAGAGGCAGAAGCCGAAGUGGACCAUCUCUACUCCGGCGCCCGUGGCUUCUCUUGCUUGGAGACCUGGGCAAUGGUCAGCGACGGCCCAGGCAAAGAGGGCGUCCCAGAUCGCCAUAUCGUAUGGGGAGAGCAGUCAGAAGAAAUUUGGUAUCAAUGCGGUGCACAUAUGGGAUCUUGCCCGUCCCACAAUGCCCUACAGGGAGAUCCAGCUGUUUGACAGUUCCCCCAACUCUCUCCUCUGGCACGAUCAGUAUCUUCUCUGGACCGUCGGCCAGGAUGGUCUCUUUACCCAGUGCGAUGUCAACUUUGCGCCCAAGGUGCUUGACCGUCAAGCCGUCUCGACCAUGUCCUUCUCGUCACAGGGAGACGUGCUAAUGUUUCUAGACGAGCGUGCUCCUUCCCAUCGUCCGCGACCACACAUGCUUCAUGCCGACAGCAGCCACAGCAUAGGCGCACCCUCUUACAGCUCAAGCCCUACCACUCCCCGAUUUGGCGUCAGCCGCAGCGAUUCUGAAGACGAUGUUCUCGGAAGCUUCUUGGGCCCCAAACGACGGACCAGUCAGCGAAAGCGGCGUCCAAGCACGAGGUCAGCCAACCUUAGCACCACACCACCGAUGGGGUCGGAAGAGGUCUUGUCGUUAGAACAGACCAUCAAGGUCACCGGCAUCUACAAGCCUCAACAAGCCAUGGCCAUUGGGCAUCUGCCUGCUGCUGCGGAAGCCGAUAUCUACGAAUACCUUACCGUCAACUACUUGGAGGUCCUGUACCAGGAGCUGCCAUACGUCGAUGGAGGCAGGCCACUCCCCGACCGAGUCAAAACUAUCCUUGAUCACUACGCUAGAGCAGCCGAUAGUGUCAACCAGUACCGACUUGCCCAGUCAUGGCGCAUUCUCGCUUAUUGGAUCGACCUGGUUCUGCGAAGGCGAGGACAGUACCAUCUGGAACGUCGGCUAGAUCACUACGAGAAGAGAAAGAUUGAGGGAAAGCUACGCGCGCUGGGUCCUCCUUUUCAGAUGUCAGUCCAGACCGAUGGGGCAGAUACGCCGAGAAAGACACAUCCCAGGUCGUUGCUGUCAGAAGAGCUGGAAAGCACCUCGAACCAACCGACACCACUUGCCCGGCCUAUUGCGGAAUCCGAGAAGCUGACGCCAGUUCUGGAGUCUGGCAGUUUUGCCCUCGGGCCGGCACUCCAACCUCGCGGUCCACAAAAGCGUAACCGUCUCGACUCUGUCCCUUUGUCCGUCGUUUCGUUCAACAGCGAACACACCCAAGCCAGCACAGAAGGAUACGAUUUCUACGACACCGAAGCAAUCCUAGGCAAUGCCGUCGACGUACCCCGGAGAAGCCUCGAAAGUCAGAGAAGAUCUGUCCUACGCCAUGAUUCCGACGACAGUUUCGGGCACGCCCUCUCCGUCUCCGCCGGUAGUCGCCGCGGCGUCGGAACAACAGGAACAGCUAUAGCCAGCUCCGUCGAGUCCAGCGGUGGCCUACCUAUCCGCGGCUCUGCCCUUGCCGAAAUCCGCUACCCCCGUGGCAGUGACGGUUCCGAACGAGCGUCCGAUAUGCAAAUGGGCAGCUCCGGUCGUCCUCGCUUCGUCGUGCCCCCGCAGCUCAACCGCACCGAGACUGAAACAACGGGGAUGACCGCAUUUACUGACGAGCACCACGCCAUCACCCAAUCCACCACCGAUGACAGUUUUCCCUCGCAGAACGACAAUGACAUGUUACAUGCCGCACCACCCGUGGUCAUCACGGAAGGAACCCCUACUCUUCCUGAAGAACCGGAACCAGAACCUACUCACAUAAUCGAGACCGAUUACCUGCCCUGGCCCUCGGAUCCUGCCUAUCCCUACCCUCUUCACGACCCCCCUUCCUUCUCUAGUAGUACACCCCCGCUGAACCCCUACUCUCUAAUUACCCGUACUCUAGCGUUCGAAGCCAAGUCCUCAGCUCUAAAUGCAUCGGCCAUCGUUCUCCUCCUCAUGCCUUUGGUAUCAGACGAAGUCAUCGACAGUUACCAAGCAGCAGCCAUUCUUCGGCAGCAUCACUCCCGCCUCAUGAAUCUCAGACUCUUCGUUGAGGCGGCUCUGCUCAGGAAACUGUGCAUGCAAGGCUGGCCAGCCGCCGCCGCCGCCGAGUCUAUCCUCGGUGAUGUGGAAAAGAAUCCGCUGAAGGACUGGGGAAACAACUACUCGGCCAUCUUCACCCCCGCCCAAAACGGCGUGUCAGUCGGCUUCUUUUGCAGCUCCUGUCACAAAGCGAGGGAGUUGGACCGCAGCGAGGGGUCAACGGACUCGGUGUGGACGUGCAAGCGGUGUAAAGCUGCAGCUGCCCCUUGCGCGCUCUGUGGUCAUCGUGACUCGUCCCCCUUCAUCCCUUCUUCCUCGGAGGCAACCAUCUCCUCCCUCCAGCCUGAUCGGGAAGGUGAAGAUGAAUAUCAGCCCAUCGCAACAUGGUGGCUCUGCCCCAUCUGCGGGCACGGCGGCCACUCAUCCUGUAUGCAAGCUUGGCACGCAGCAUUUGAGGCUGAGCGGGACUCGGCCAUGUAUGUCGACGGACCAGUUGAUAACGACGACCCAGCUGCAGAACUGGCAUCGAGCGGUGGAUUCUGUCCGCUAGAUGGGUGCGGGCACGUCUGUCUACCUGGUCCGAUGAGGCUGCCUUGGGGGACGCGAGGCACGGGAACCGAUACGGGACAUGGGCAUGGCAUGGCCUCCAGAAUGGGCGAGAUGACGACCGAAGUACCGAGCCGGGCGGGGACAGCGCGGGAAAGAGAGCGAGAGGCAGCCGCUGCCAGCAGCUACAGUCGUUCAGCAGGGAGCAAGACACCAGUCUUCUCAGGCGGCAACAAAACACCCAUCUUCUCUGGCCAUUCCAGCCUCACUAGUCAAGGCCACGGCGACAGUUCUCUCCUUGCCUCAGCCACUGGAAUCGAUCGUGGCUACGUCGACCUCGGACCCCCAGCUCUCUCUGCUCUCGCCUCCGCCGGUACCAGCGAGUCAGGUGGCAGGCUACUCAGCACCGAUGACGCCGGCGGCCUUCCCGUGGCGCCACAAAGCAGAGCCGUUGAGUCUGUAAGAGAAACCGGACUGGCCUUUGGGAUCGGACCGGGAGGCGCGAUACAGGCUCACCAUCAUCACCACCCGCAUCAUUCGCAAACUUCACAUGGCUCGGGUGGGUCUGGAUCUCAACAGAGUCAGAGUCAGAGUCAGAGUCAUAGCGGCGUGGCGGGGAUACUGAGCUCUAGUCCUGGGAGGAUCGGGGCUUGGAUGAGUAGUGGUCUUUCUGGGCAUGGCGGGGAAGGAAGUAAAGCAGAUGGAGGUCGCGGAGAGAGAGAUAAAGAAAGGAGGAAGAGUGUCAAGUUCGUUACCACGGCGGUGGACGGCGGUGCUGGUGUUGGUGGGGUGGGCGGUUCGAUAUCACGACCAUAG
This is a messenger RNA of Sordaria macrospora k-hell, 4353 nucleotides long. RefSeq lists its product as uncharacterized. Gene Ontology annotation, cellular component: cytosol; vacuolar membrane; GATOR2 complex. Gene Ontology annotation, molecular function: metal ion binding; protein binding. The record is from RefSeq and is a predicted model, not a curated record. Gene Ontology annotation, biological process: positive regulation of macroautophagy; positive regulation of TORC1 signaling. NCBI's taxonomy places the organism in Eukaryota, Fungi, Ascomycota, Sordariomycetes, Sordariales, Sordariaceae.